Messenger RNA from Paralichthys olivaceus (Japanese flounder), 1985 nucleotides. Lineage: Eukaryota; Metazoa; Chordata; Actinopteri; Pleuronectiformes; Paralichthyidae. The record is from RefSeq and is a predicted model, not a curated record.
AAACACUGUCCAAGACUGAUACAAAGUCCAGUUUGUUACUGUGGGUUGUUAAUUGUCUGCAGCUCUGCCACAGGAUGGUUUUUCUCUGUCAGCAGGAUUUGACCUAUAGAAAGACUCUAGUAAAUGAAUGACCAGAGCAUGUUCAUGUUAUUACAUAAAAACUUUCUGUAUGUUGCACUGAGAGGUCGCUCUCUUUUGUACUGUGUUGCAAGAUUCCCUGAAUAAACUCUAGAGAGCAGUGUUGUUCCAUCUCUCACAGAUACUUUCCACUCUUUUGGUGGUGCCGCUUGUAUAGUUUUGAUAUUUGAUAUUUGAUAAAUUAUGUUUCCUAAAACCACAUAUCAGUGUCAGUAUGUGCUUCUAAUGACUCUCUAAUCAGUGGUCUCACUCUCUGUUUUCACACUCAGCUUAGAGAGAAGGGUCAAUGGUGAAGACGAGACCAACACUGUUCAUAAAAUGUGUUGAGUGCAUCUUUGAUGAGAGAUGUCAACCUUCUUUUUGCAUAUCAUUUCUCCCUGCACAGCUGCAGCCCUUAACAGAUGGACAAAUUGCUCCCAUAACAGUCCAGUAGCUUCCAGUCAGACAUACCCAAACACACACACAGCUUUGUGCCUCGGCCUGCAGCCUUGACAGUGAUCCUCCUGCACAUGUGUGAAGGAGCUUCUUCAGUUACUGCCUCUGCACAUGCAUUAGUCUGAAAGGUUAUUUUGGGCUGCAGAAAGCACCACAGUAACCCUGUGCUUCUAGUGAAAUAAUAGGAGGAGUCAGGCUUUUACCCUCCUAUUUUGCCCCUGUGUGCUGGUCCCCCCAUGUCAACUGGCAGGGGAUUUCCCUCCAAGCAAGAGUUUCCCCUGCUCUUUACGCCACAGCAUUAGGUUGGAUCUUCAUUUUAAAACAAUGGACAACAGUCCUGUGCAAGUGUUGACUGUCCCUACGGCCCCCUACCCUGACCAGAGGCCUGGGACCAGUGGUCUGAGAAAAAGAACGUUUGUAUUUCAGUCCAGGAGGAACUACUUGCACAACUUCAUCCAGAGUAUCUUCUCCUCAAUUGACCUGCGUGACCGCCAGGGAUCCACAGUCGUGGUCGGGGGAGAUGGACGCUUCUUUAAUCGAACAGCUAUUGAGGUCAUUGUGCAGAUGGCAGCUGCCAAUGGGGUGGGCCAUCUGAUCAUCGGACACCAUGGGAUAAUGUCCACCCCAGCUAUCUCCUGUGCGAUCAGGAAAUACAAAGCCAUCGGCGGCAUCAUCCUCACUGCCAGCCAUAACCCCGGUGGACCUGAUGGAGACUUUGGCAUUAAGUUCAACACCGCCAAUGGAGGUCCAGCUAAGGAGGACCUCACAAACAAGAUCUUUCAACUCAGCAAAACCAUCGAGGAGUUCGCCAUCUGCCCCGGCCUCCGACUGGAUCUGACCACCCUGGGGAAACAGAUGUUUGAUCUGGAGAACAAGUUCAAACCAUUUACUGUGGAAAUUGUGGACUCGGUGGAAUCCUACGCCAACUUGUUGAGGAAUAUCUUUGACUUUGCGGCCCUGAAGGAGCUUCUGUCUGGAGAGAACCGCAUCAAGAUAAGACUGGAUGCCAUGCACGGAGUGGUAGGACCAUAUGUCAGGAGAAUACUGUGUGAGGAGCUGGGCUGCCCAGCCAAUUCUGCCAUUAACUGCGUCCCACUGGAGGAUUUUGGGGGUCAACACCCAGACCCUAACCUCACCUAUGCUGUGGAUCUGGUUGAGAGCAUGAGAGAUGGACAGUAUGAUUUUGGUGCAGCUUUUGAUGGAGACGGGGACCGUAACAUGAUCCUUGGUAAACACAGCUUUUUCGUCACCCCAUCUGACUCUGUGGCUGUGAUCGCUGACAACAUCUUCUGCAUCCCAUACUUCCAGCAUACAGGGGUGAGAGGCUUCGCUCGCAGCAUGCCCACAAGUGCAGCCUUAGACAGGUAAAACUUUAGCCUGGCUUUCACCUAUCACUCUCAAAACCAAACAGC